Molecule: messenger RNA, 2010 nt
Organism: Eimeria tenella
Lineage: Eukaryota; Apicomplexa; Conoidasida; Eucoccidiorida; Eimeriidae
Exons: 1
Coding region: 1-2010 (669 amino acids)
Source: RefSeq, a predicted model, not a curated record
AUGGCGGGAAGAUAUCACCUUUCAGAGGGGGAGAGGCAUGCACUGUUGAAACCCUCUACGAUUCAUAUAGCAGAAGCAGUUCGGAACAGUGUGAGCUCUGCGGGAUCAAGGGACCGAGGCCAGCUUCGGGUUUUUGCCCGACGGAGACUAAGACGACAGCGGGCAUGUUGUUCAUCUUCGCCUGCGUUAUUUGCCUCCGUGGCUGCCCUUGCGGCUACUGUGGCUUUUCUAGCCCUGUGUCUGGCCGCUCAUGUCCGGAAACGGGGGACGGGAGUGGAACGACGCAUUCUUUCAGACGUCGGGGGAGAUAAAGAGCUCUCUGAUGUUCUAGAAGGUUGUGUUUCGCUGGAGGAAGACCUUCGUAUUCAUCACGAUGCUUCUGGGCUUCAAGGGAGAAAUUGGCCUGGGCAGCCUAUGCCAUUGUAUGAGCCUACCGAACUUAUCGAUCAAGAAACCAGUCAGAGAUUUCUCCAAUUUGGUGGAGAAUAUCGCAGCAACACCAGAGGAUUCGCUAGGAUGGAAUCUAGUGCAGUUGAAGGAACUUCACGCUCAUGGGGCCACCAGAAUUAUGAACCGUUUGGACAAGCGAUGCAGUGGCACUCAGAUCAAAGGCUUGAAGGGUCUUGGGCUGGACAGAGUGACAGCGAUGACGCUGCCAACGAGGGGAGGCACCGUGGAUUUGGGGGUUCACCGCACACCACCACACAGGAGCAAAUGCUAGCUGGCGCUUCCUUGCCUCGUGAGAAUGUAAGUAGCAACGCUUUCGAUGCUUUAGCUCCAGAUGCCUGGCUGAGUUCUAUUCCACAGUUACUUUUUGAAAGUGAAGAAAUGGAAGAAGCACAAAUGAGCAAUUUUGGUCAAUCUUCAGUCGAUAAUUCGGGGCAAUUUACCGCGCAGCAGUUUGUGCCUUCGCUGCAUUUGACGCCACCACCUGCUGCUUCUUCGGCAUCCCCAAACGGAGAUGACGCAAGACAUCGUAGGGUUCUACAGUUAGGAAGCUGGAACAAAGGGAUUGUACCUGCGCUCAGUUCACAUGGCACACAGCAAAACCCCCCCGCUGGAGCAGUAGAGGCGGCAAUCCAGGAGCGCACAGACAUGGCACCAACCUCGGAUGCAUUGGCCUCAUGGACUGCCGAACGGGUGUGUUAUUCAUCUUCAUCAGGAUUAUGUUUGGAAGAUGCAUACAGCAAUGGCCGUGGUUGUGUUGAUACUCAACCCACAGCUGUGGGACACACAUGGGAAGCCUGUGAGGAAAACGCACAGCAAGCAUCACAAGUACUAGGAUUUGCAGUUGACGCGGAACAGGAGCCGCAGAUGUUGAGCUCAGAUGCCGCUGGGCCGGAAGGCCCGCAGGCGAAAAAGAUGCGUUUUUCUGAGAGGGACAUAAGCUUGCAUCCUUUUGUGCGGCUGCCUGUGGUUCUUCCGGAAAAUGUCCACCGGACGUUUCGUAGGGAGUAUGUACUGGGAGACCACGUAGGUGACACAAGCCCAAUGCAGAUGUAUUUGACAAUGCGUCAGCUGUUCGCGAAGCCUGCACUAAAUGCUGAAGACGUCGAGACGCUAUUGAGGACAGCUGAAAGGUUAGCCAAUUAUGCAAAAAAAAAGUUGAGCAAGCGUACGAGACAAACGGCACCAACCUAUGUAGCUAAGAGGUUGGCAUCAAUACUUAUGGCACUUGAUUACCUGGUAUGCACGAUCGAGCUGCUUGGGGACAAAAUGGAUACUGAAAGUUGGUGGCAGCCGCUUGUACAGGGCAUACAUACAGGGUAUAGUUUGCCGUUGAGGCCAUAUGCAGUGCCAGAAACCAACAUGCUGGCUGAGUGGACUCUCCGGAUCAGUGCUGCAUUGUCCAUCUAUAAGAGAGGAGUGCGCCCACCGCUUGAAGAGAUUGUUCAACUGAAACGGAUGAUAUUAACGCGCUUGUGCACCAAUUCUCAGUUUGAGAAUAAACUGUGGAAUCUUUGGCGGGAAGAUGAUAGGAUGUAUGGUGUUAUCCCGAAGACAACCUAA